Formica exsecta is the source of this 6110-nucleotide messenger RNA. Its product is annotated as adhesion G protein-coupled receptor A3. The record is from RefSeq and is a predicted model, not a curated record. Gene Ontology annotation, molecular function: G protein-coupled receptor activity; protein binding. The transcript is spliced from 13 exons. NCBI's taxonomy places the organism in Eukaryota, Metazoa, Arthropoda, Insecta, Hymenoptera, Formicidae. Gene Ontology annotation, cellular component: plasma membrane. Bases 188 to 5005 code for a protein of 1605 amino acids. Gene Ontology annotation, biological process: cell surface receptor signaling pathway; G protein-coupled receptor signaling pathway.
CAGAUUCUCCUCUUUACCUCAAUCUUUCUUGGUUAGCGUAGCAUCAAUAAUAUAUAAACUGCAUAAAUAAAAUGCGGCUAUUUAAAAUCUGCUCUUUGAUAAUGUGAGAGUCAAGAUCUUUAAUCGGGCCAGCUUCAGAAUACAAAUUUUUAUAUUUUCUAGAUCAAAGGUCCAUUUUCCUCUAAUCAUGAAAGCCACUCUUCUGUUCAUAAUAUUGUUUCAAACAUGGAUCAAUAUGGUUCAACUGUGUCCACAACAUUGUUCAUGCAAGCCAGUUGGUGCUCAAGCCGAAUGGUUACGUCUUAAAUGUGGUGAUCGUUUACAAGAAGUCAAUGAUGUGGAUAUCAAUGCAGUCAGCGUGGAACUUAUACAAUUAGACUUGAGCAAAAAUGCCAUUUAUAUCAUUCAAGCAAAUGCAUUUGUAAAUUUAACAAAUCUUAGACGGCUUGAUUUAUCAAAAAACAAGAUUAAUUCUAUAGGCGAGGGCUGUUUUAAUGGCCUAGAAAAUUUGGAGAGAUUAGAUUUGAGCCAGAAUCAGAUAUCGACAAUAGACAGUUACGCAUUCAAAAAAUUAUCAAAUCUUAAAAAACUUGAUUUGUCUGGGAAUAAAAUAACUGCUCUGGUGCCAUCCUUAUUUCAUAAUUUGCUGGCUUUAGAUCGCUUGAAAUUAAAUGGAAAUAGUUUAACUACCUUGAAAGAAGGAACGUUUCAUGGACUUAAGACAUUAAAACAGCUAGACCUAUCUAAUAAUCCCUGGAAUUGUAAUUGCGACCUAUAUUGGUUUAGUAAUUGGAUCUCCAAUUCUUCGAUUAAAUUGAAUCCCUCGCCAAAAUGCACAUUGCCUAAGCUUGCCAAAGGACAACCUGUGAAGAAAUUAAGAUUUUUGGAAGAGCUCCAAUGUCAAUGGAUAUCACCAGCAAUUGAAAUUCGACCGAUGCAAAAUCAAGUUGUUUUCGCUGGAGAUUCGAUUACCUUAAAAUGCAGAGCGCCCAGCAUUACAGUAGACCAAAGUGCUAGAUUGAAUUGGUUAUGGUAUCCUAAUGCUUCCGCAGAGAUUGUGGAUCUGAGUGCUUAUAAGGAUCCGCGAAAGAGUUUACCUAACAUUAAGAUUGACAAUAGGUAUCUUUCAGAUAGCGGCAUCGUGGAUAGUGCCCUUAGUAUAGUUCCAGUUAAAGAGGAACACAAUGGACAAUGGAAUUGCUUAUUGGUUUCUGUAAACGGCAACAAAUCCAAGGCAGUCAGCGUAAUUGUGAUAUCCGAGCAUACGCGUUAUUGUCCUCUAGCAGUAACAAGAAACAAUAAAGGCGUUUAUACGUGGCCGAAAACGAUUGUCGGGUGGAAAGCGGAACUGCCAUGCGAAGGAAGUCGUUUGUUGCAAGCACCUUUAACAGCUUCUUAUCACUGUAACGUGAGUGGUCAAUGGGAACACUUAAAUACGGAAUCAUGCCCAUAUGUAUCUCACACAACGAAAAUCUUGGAACAAUUUUCAAGAGUAAAUCUAUCAUUGGCGAGGAGUACUCUGCUGGAAACUGUAAAGAGAUUCAAAAAUUAUACGGGAAAUGGCUCGGUAAAGUUAACAGAUCCGGUUGAAAUCCAUUUCAUAGUACGAACCAUAGAGAAUUACUUGAGCUUCCUGAUAGACGAGAAGGAACUUGGACUCAUGCUGAUCGACAUUGUCGGUUCGAUGAUGAAAUUGUCGAAAGAGAUGCUGAAAAGAGCGGAAAUAGGUUUCAAAGCUUGUACGAGACUGAUCAAAGCAAUUGAACGUAUAACAGAAUUUACACCGUCCAUACAAUCUCACACAAAAUAUAUGGCUCUCGAAGAGUUUCGGGUUAAGCGCGACAGUUUUGGCGGAUUAACAUGCACGUGGUACACAAGUAUUGCUAUGAAUAUCGAUUCAGACGCGAGAUUUUUGCACUGUACAACAAUUAACAGAACGACGCCGAUUAAUACAAAAGAUAAGACAGUAGAAGCUUCUAUUCAAUUGCCCGCCUCCUUGCUGCAACGCUCGCAGGAUAGUGCGAUAGCUCAACAGCUCAUGAUAUCCAUGUAUAGCGAUAGCAGAUUAUUUCCCAAGACGAUUUCAAACGAUAGCAUGGACAUAUCAACAUGUAUUGUCGGCAGUAAACUAAUUGGUGCAUCAAUACGAAAUCUCUCCGAACCGGUUUACAUCAUGUUGAAAGCACCGUUAUAUCAUUACAACGGGAAAAGACCGAGACCAGUAGUAUGGGAUGAAAUGUUGAAUAAUACGGGAGCUUGGACCAGCGAUGGAUGCCGUUUAAUAAACCUAGUGAAUAACUUGAUAGUCUUUCAUUGCGACAGAUUGGGUUAUUACGGACUUUUGCAGGAAGUUUCACAUCUUGAUAUAGACGGAAAUAGUAUACACGGAGCGAAAUUCAGAUAUUCGCAUCCGGCGAUAUACAUAGGAAGUUUCGUGACGAUAACUUGCUUGAUGAUCAUGUCCGUUACAUACAUUAUUUCGUACACAUCUAUCACAAUGCCUAAGAAAGCGAAACACUCUGUUAUCAAUACCUGGUUCGCCAUGGCACUACUAUCAUUUCUAUAUAGUAUCGGCAUUCAACAAACAGAACAUAUUGAGAUUUGUCAGGGUGUUGGCCUUACUUUACACUAUUUGUCUCUGUGUUGUUUGUUAUGGAUGGCGGUAUCUGCCAGCAAUAUGUACAAAAAACUGGCGAAAUCAGGCCUCGAUGUGAUACCCGACGAUGAUGUGGAUCCAGAUCAACCUAUACCCAAGCCUUUGUUAGGGCUUUACCUGGUCGGAUGGGGUAUAGCUUUAAUAAUCUGCGGAAUAUCCGGCGCGAUCAAUCUACGCGAAUACGCCGGCUACUCUCGUUGCUUCCUUACAUCCGGACCGGCGCUCGCUGCGCUUUUCAUACCAUCUGGAAUCUUAAUCGCGUAUCUGCUGAUCUUUCUCUUGCUCAUCAGACGUGCGAUUCAGAAUGUCGAUGUGAACGCGCAAUUAUCCGAAGGCACUCAGGCAACGGAGAAUAUGGAUUUGGAGUUGCUAGAACCGAACCCGAAUCCCUCCGGGGAUAGGAACAGUGUGCGCAGCGCGCAGACGGUUUCCUCCGACAUCGAGGAUCCGGAACACUCACAAUUUACGCAGUGGAAAGGUCAAAUCAUAAUGCUAGUGUUAUACCUGAUAUCUUGGGCUGCCGCGGCCGCAGUAACAAUCAAGCCAUUGAAUUCCAUGCCAUUCGAGGAGACCAUAUUCGCCGUGACAUACGCCAUCACUGCGAGCUCGCUCGGUAUGUUCGUAUUGUUUUUCUAUGGAAUCGCUCGCAACGACGUUCGCAGCCAAUGGUUGAAGAUGCGCUGCUGGCUGGAAAAGCGAAAGAAUCGUUGCUGUCGUACCAGAAGUGUGUGCGAUGCUAAUGCCGCGAUUCCUACACAACCUUUGGUGCAGAACUUCGUCCCGCCAUUGUCAAACACACAGGCUACUCAAGCGAUAUCCGACACGAAUUCCGUUGCCUCGUCGAGAAACACCAAUCAGUCGCAACAGAUCUACAACUGUUCAAAGCUCGCGGACUUUGUGGCCGCCAGUCGAGACAACGUUCCCACUGUUCCUGUCAGCGCAAAAGCAGCAAAUCUGAUAGUAUUGCAUCGUCAACAGUAUCGCUCCAACAAUUCCGUUACCACGUACACCGAGCCAACAUCGGCCUGCGUCGAAAUGUUCUACAAUCCUCAUCAGAGCGGGGUCGCCAGAAAAUUUUUCAAAAAACAACGUAGACACACCGCAAAGAAGAAUAAUCUUGGUCCGAGAAAGCAGGGCGAUGGCGGGGCAACCAGCGAUGGUGGCAGUUGCAUUUCUGUACCUCGGCCUGCAGCGAAGAUCAACAAUAGCCUGGAACGCAGUAUUUUGAGCAGCAGUGCCAAAGUGAACAACACCAAUAUACACGUCGAACUGAAUCCCAUAAACGAUAUAAAAAAUGUGAAUAUACUAUCGGAUAGUGGUGGUAGCAUCUCUGAGGAAAGAAACAUCCCGAUACGUUUCGUUAUCGGCCAGGAGAAUCUAUUGCGUAGCGUCAAGAAGAUUAACAACAGCAGUGCGCGGCAAGACAAUUCCGUUACGAUUGAAACAUUACAACCAAAGAGAACAACACAUGCGGACUCGGACGCGGAUGUUUCCAAAACAGAUGAGGAAUGGCAUUUACGGAAUGUCUCUCAGCAAUGUAGCUUGGAGUACAGUUCCGAAAUGGAUACUGUCACACAGAUGACCAGUGAACGGAGCGAUCACAAUCUGCCAGAGAUCUGCGAAAGCGCGGAGGAGUGUUUCUCAAAGAGAUGUUCCAGCGAUGUGAAUGAGAUCGAAGACGUCGCGGAGGAACGCUUGUUCCUCCGAGGAGACACAGCGGGACGGUUGUAUCUUUCCAAUAGUAUGUACUGCCUACCGUUGGCGCACGAGAAACCGUUGACAAACAGCUACUGUAACUCAUUAAAUGACAUCAUGUCGCUGAAGCAGCACUACCAAUACUCGAAGCCAUCGCUUACAGAUGUACAGAAUACAACCAGUUCAAAUCUGUGCGGACAAGAUGCUUCCGAAUUCCGACGAUCGUUCGAUCGUUCGGAACGUUCGCUCUUUGAGAUAAACAGCUUGACUAGUGAUAAUCCGUGUACAUUAACGCCGCGUGUGGAAACUCCCUAUGCCUGUUCUUUAGCGAAUAUUUAUUGUAUCUCCGACAAAAGUUUAGAGGAAAACAAUCUCCGCGAGGAAUCGCAAUCGUUAGACGUAGUAGAUAAUAACGUGUUUAACGUACCAGAAUCCAAGGAUCUUUUACAGGAGAAAAAUUUUGGUUCUCUUGCUGAUAUUCCGUCAAUUAGUAAGUCCAGCUCGCAUGAUACUAAUAAUUUCAGUUUAAUCGGUGAAACGAGCACGUGUUUGGAGCCUACAAAAUCGUGUGAUAUACAGCAGUUCGAGACUAAUGAGAUCUAUUUGCAUGAACAGGUAAGCCAUUUACCUGUUAAAAAAGAAACGAGCGUUUAAUAUAUAUAAUAAUUUCACUCGCCUACUAUAACGACGUGUUUAUUUUUUUACGUAACUUCAUAUAGAUUGUGUAAUAUCUGGCAUUUCGUGUAUUCAUUUGUAUUAUAUAUAUGUAUAUGAAAUUGAUUUUUACUAAACUGUGUUCAAUACGUCUCAUAUAUUAAAACUUGUGUAUUUUUAUUAUUUAUAUCGUAUAUUUAAAAAUACGAUUAUUUAAAAAAUUUGUAUAUAAUAAAAAUUAAAUAUUCAUAUACAUACAUGAAAUAUACUUAUAUAUGGAAUAUCUUUAGCCACACAAGCUUGAUGGUUCAUUUUAACUCAAUGUAAACAUUACAUAUUAACCACAACUGUAUUUAAAGGGAUUUCAGUCUGUUAAAGAAAUUUGAUUUAAAAGAUUUGGAUAAAAAAAGAACAAAACACUAAGUGUUUAAACGCUCAAUUUUUACAAUAUUAUUCGCCAUAUAUCCAGAAUAUAUACUCUUAAAUCUAUCACAUGAAAACAUGAGUAUAAAAUUAUUUUGGCUGUGAAACAUUUUCUUUCGAUCUUAUUAAUAAUCUCAUCUUUCAAUAAUUGUCAUACUUGAGCAAUAUUUUACAGUAUUACAAUUAUUUUUUCUAAUUUUUUAUGUAUGUUUGUAUUUUUUAUGAUAUCUAAAGUUAAUACAAUAGUAGAAAAAGAGAGAUAAUACUUGCUUUGUAUAACUGCCUAAUAUAAACUGAGAAAGAUAUAUAGGAAAACAAUAUCUGUAAAUCGAAGACUGAAUAUUAAGGAAAUUAAAAUUAUGAGAGAGAUGAAUAUGAUUACCACAUCGACUUCCACAAUAUAUGUAUAUCGUAAUUAUAUGAAAAACUUUUCUUGGCUAUGAUGCCAGGUACUAUAUUGUAAAUAGUAUUUGAUUAAGUCUCUAGGAUGAAGUAGUUCGUUUAAAGUGUAGUUCAUAUGUAAGUUAAAGAGUAGCUCGAGAGAUUUUAUAUAUUUCUUUGUAAUAUUAUUAUAUAUAUUUUGACUUUUAUAUAUAUUAAUUUCUUAACAAAUUAUAAAUUUGAAUAUAUGUAUGAUUGUACAAGACCAGUUAUUCUAAUUAUACAUGUAUAUUGUACAAAA